CCUUAGAUGCACUUACUUCUUCUGCAUUAGGAAUUGGGGCAAAUUUGGGGGAGGGGAGGGUCCUCCAUCAAGCUGAUAAUUAAUCUGCCAUGGAGACAACGGAGGAGGAGAGAGAAUUGCUGAGAAAAACGCUUCCUUCUGCUUUCUAUCCCAAGAUUGCCAUUCUAUGCAAGAUCCUUACAUGUACAGAUGUUAAGAUGGUAUUCCUGUUGUCAUACCUUGUACUGCGUGAUUCCCCUCACCCAGGAAUCUUCGGAUGAUAUGAGAAAAGUACAAAGAAGAGAAAAGAAUCGUAUUGCAGCCCAGAAGAGCCGACAGAAACAGACACAGAAAGCGGAUACCCUCCACAUGGAGAGUCAAGACUUGGAGAGGCAGAAUGCCGCUUUGCGCCGGGAGAUCAAGCAACUGUCAGAUGAACUGAAACACUUCUCUGCCAUGCUGACUUCCCACGAGACUCACUGCUCCAUCCUCCAUACGCAGUCCCCAGCACCCACCGAAGUGCUUUUCACGCCACUCCCCUUUCCCCAGACCCACAUCAGUGCCCCAUGCUUCCAGCACUGAGAGCAACUUCUAGGACUGGGAAAAGUUUGCAGAAUCCAUGCCUGGACAGAAGGAGGAGGAGGAGAGAUAUACUUCACCACUAUGGACCAUUUAGGGGGUGGUAUUCCCAUAUAUCUGUUGGCAGGUGCUGUUCUGAAUAAGGAGUAAAAUGUCAGUAGGAUUUGGCCUUUGUGAAGAACCUGUGACAUGCUAGACUCACCUGCAGGGUAUUGUGUGUGUGUGAUUUAAUGUACAGUAACCGCUAUCAGUACUGUUCUGUUGUUUGCACUGAUCUUCUUAUCACAGAGCCUUGUACGAUAAGCCAUGUUCUGUUGUAAAAUGUAUACUAGUGGUUCUGUGGACACAGAGAACAAAAGGUGUUGUUCCAUUAUUUUUUUAAAUAAAGAUCUCUUUUAUAUAUAUACGGUAUAUA
This is a messenger RNA of Podarcis muralis (Common wall lizard), 973 nucleotides long. Lineage: Eukaryota; Metazoa; Chordata; Lepidosauria; Squamata; Lacertidae. The record is from RefSeq and is a predicted model, not a curated record.